Messenger RNA from Hyla sarda, 2039 nucleotides. Its product is annotated as zinc finger protein OZF-like. NCBI's taxonomy places the organism in Eukaryota, Metazoa, Chordata, Amphibia, Anura, Hylidae. The record is from RefSeq and is a predicted model, not a curated record. Gene Ontology annotation, molecular function: chromatin insulator sequence binding. The transcript has 7 exons. Bases 174 to 1742 code for a protein of 522 amino acids. Gene Ontology annotation, biological process: regulation of immune system process; regulation of cytokine production; negative regulation of transcription by RNA polymerase II. Gene Ontology annotation, cellular component: chromosome.
ACUCCUCCCACCCAUGUGACUGACCACAUGGUCAUGACGUCAUCACAGGUCCUAUACGGCACAUCAGCAAAGGUCCUCACCCACCGGAGUCUGCGAGAAGAGAAACCGGAGGUCACAUGACAUCAUCCAGAUCACAUGACAUUUCACACUGGCGAUACAUCACAUGACUGAGGAUGGACAAGAGUCACAUGACUAAAAAGAUCCUGAACCUCACCCUGGAGAUCAUCUACCUGCUGACCGGAGAGGAUUACACAGUAGUGAAGAAGACAUCUGGAGAGUGUGUGGCCCCCAGCAGGUCAGGAGGAUGGAGCAGGGCCCGGGGCCCCAUCACGGAGCCUCCACCUCCCUCACUGAUACCUGAGAGGAACAAUGAGCAGAAGAUCCUAGAACUCACCCACAAGAUGAUGGAGCUGCUGACUGGAGAGGUUCCUAUAAGGUGUCAGGAUGUCACUGUCUAUUUCUCCAUGGAGGAGUGGGAGUAUAUAGAAGGACACAAGGAUCUGUACCAGGACAUAGUCAUGAUGGAGGACCACCGGCCCCGAACAUCACCACCAGAUGGAUCGAGGAAGAGGAACCCACUGGAUUCCCAGGACUGUCCGGGGGGAGAUGACGAUGUCCUACAGGAUGAUCAGGGUGAAGAUCUGCUUAAUAUUAAAGUUGUUGUUAUUGAGGAAGAAGAGGAGAUGUAUAUGAGGGGUGAUCAGCAACUAAAGGAGGAGGAAGUUCCUGUAGAGAUCUGCCCAGCAGGACCAAUGAACAGCAGGAAUAUGCCAAAUGGACAUCUUAUUCCAUCUCCAGAAGUCCAUCAUGUUACAUCGGCCAUUCCAGGACAGAACCCCAUCAUUGCUCAUGUGCUCCCGAUCCUUCACAGCCGAGCACCGGACCCCACAAAUGACAAACAUUCUCUUGACCCUACAUAUAUUGAGAAAAAAGGUGCAAAUCACAAGGUGGGCAAGCUAUAUCCAUGUAAUGUCUGCGGGAGAUAUAUUAAAUCAAAGACAAGUCUCAUUCGACAUCAGAGAAUCCACACGGGUGAGCGGCCAUUUUCAUGUUCUGAGUGCGGGAGAUGUUUUACCCAGAAAUGUGACUUUAUUCAGCAUCAGAGAGUCCACACGGGGGAGAAGCCGUUCUCAUGUACUGAUUGUGGAAAAUGCUUUAGGCGAAAAUCUAAUCUGGUUGAACAUCACAGAACUCACACGGGAGAGAAGCCUUUCUCAUGUUUAGAGUGCGAUAAAUGUUUUACCAGGAAAUCCAAACUUUUCAGGCAUCAGAAAAUCCAUCACACAAAUAAGAGAUUGUUCUUUUGCUCUGUUUGUAGAGAAAACUUCACACAGAAAUCAGACUUUCUCCAACAUCAAAGCGUUCAUGCGGCAGAAAAUUGGUUCUCGUGUCCUGAAUGUGGGAAAAGUUUUACCAGGAAGUCCAACCUUGUGAAGCAUCAGCUGGUGCACACAGGGGAGAAGCCCUUCUCAUGUUCCGAGUGCAGGAAAGGCUUCAUGAAAAAGUCUAACCUUGUGGAACAUCGGAGAAUUCACUCCGGAGAGAGGCCAUUUUCAUGUAAUCAAUGCGGAAAAUCUUUUACCCAGAAAUCAAAUCUUGUUACCCAUCAAAGAAUUCACACAGGGGAGAAACCAUAUUCAUGUUCUGAGUGUGGAAAGUGUUAUACGCAGAAGGCAAACCUUAUGGAGCAUCAGAGGGUUGGCACUUGUCAGAAGCCAUUCUCUUCUAUACCUGGCAGAUGAAUAUCCCACACUCAGUGUCGUCCUCACGGGUACUGGAACGUGUUCACACACUAGGCGGCUGCCCUGGUCAUGUUACCCCUGACGCUAUUAUGUAAGGAAAAUAUACCAACUGGUAUCACUGGAGACAGCAGUCAGGUGGUUAAUAAUAUUAGUCUCUCAUCCACCGACUGAGGCGGUGCUUCUCCCAUUACACCAGAAGCCAUUGUAAUCAGCUAAAACGUGUCUUCUCAUUAUAUGAGGCCAAAGGGAUGGGGGACAAGUUUCUUUCUUUGGCUACAUUCACACUAAGUUUUGUCC